AAGGAAACCCCACUUAUGGCCUUCACCUUUGGGCACCCCUUCCCCUACCUGAUUCAUGGGGAGCCCAGGUCCACAGGUAAUAGCUAGGGAGUGAGCGGGGCAGUUAUGAACUUAGCUGCUCUGGGGCGGGGAGGAAGGGAAGAUGGGAGACUGUAAGAAGGCCCCCUGCAGCAAGUAAGGGUGACAUAGAAGGCUUCCUGGUGAAGAUGUCUGUAUGAGAUCCUCUGAUGGACAAGAGGUGCCUGGCUGUGACAAGUACCCACUGGGGACAAGGGGCAGGAGCUUUCCCAGGCUGGAAGGGAAACUUGAGAGAUCACUCUGGUGAGCCCCUGUCUCCAUGCAGGCCGGACUGCUGGAAUGGAAAGGGGUCUAAGGAGACCCUCGCCAUCCUUGGGGAGACCCUCGCCCCCUGCCCAUCUGUGUACAGGCAGAGUGCUGCCAGCCCAGGGACAUCCGCCCUCCAUGGCCUGAGAAGCCCGGAGGAGGAGAGGAAACAGGACGCGUAUCAGGAACGCCUUUUCCUUUUCUUUGUAACUAACCCCUCACUCGGGGCUGGGGACAGCUGAGCCUGCCGGGCUGGCCCUGGCUUGCUGCUGCCUGCGGCCUCCAGCUCAGGCCCCAACCUCACAGUCCAUAGCCUGGGUGCUGCUGCUAGGCUGGCCUCUUCACUCCACUGAAUCUUUGGGCUCUCAUCUGUAAAAUGGGAGUGUUCAAGAAGGCCAGUCCGAAUGGAAAGCUCACCGUCUACCUGGGAAAGCGGGACUUUGUGGACCACAUCGACCUAGUGGACCCUGUGGAUGGUGUGGUCCUGGUGGAUCCUGAGUAUCUGAAAGAGAGGAGAGUCUAUGUGACGCUGACCUGCGCCUUCCGCUAUGGCCGGGAGGACUUGGAUGUUCUGGGCCUGACCUUUCGCAAGGACCUGUUUGUGGCCAAUGUGCAGUCCUUUCCGCCGGCCCCCGAGGACAAGAAGCCCCUGACGCGGCUGCAGGAGCGCCUCAUCAAGAAGCUGGGCGAGCACGCCUACCCUUUCACCUUUGAGAUCCCUCCAAACCUUCCAUGCUCUGUGACAUUGCAGCCGGGCCCCGAAGACACGGGGAAGGCUUGCGGUGUGGACUAUGAAGUCAAAGCCUUCUGUGCAGAGAAUCUGGAGGAGAAGAUCCACAAGCGGAAUUCUGUGCGUCUGGUCAUCCGGAAAGUUCAGUAUGCCCCAGAGAGGCCUGGUCCCCAGCCCACAGCCGAGACCACCAGGCAGUUCCUCAUGUCGGACAAGCCCUUGCACCUAGAGGCCUCCCUGGAUAAGGAGAUCUAUUACCAUGGAGAACCCAUCAGCGUCAACGUCCACGUCACCAACAAUACCAACAAGAUGGUGAAGAAGAUCAAGAUCUCAGUGCGCCAGUAUGCAGACAUCUGCCUUUUCAACACAGCUCAGUACAAGUGCCCUGUUGCCAUGGAAGAGGCUGAUGACACUGUGGCACCCAGCUCGACGUUCUGCAAGGUCUACACACUGACCCCCUUCCUGGCCAACAACCGCGAGAAGCGGGGCCUCGCCCUGGAUGGGAAGCUCAAGCAUGAAGACACGAACUUGGCCUCUAGCACCCUAUUGAGGGAAGGCGCCAACCGUGAGAUCCUGGGGAUCAUCGUUUCCUACAAAGUGAAAGUGAAGCUGGUGGUGUCUCGGGGCGGCCUGUUGGGAGAUCUUGCAUCCAGCGACGUGGCCGUGGAACUGCCCUUCACCCUAAUGCAUCCCAAGCCCAAAGAGGAACCCCCGCAUCGGGAAGUUCCAGAGAACGAGACGCCAGUAGAUACCAAUCUCAUAGAACUUGACACAAAUGAUGACGACAUUGUAUUUGAGGACUUUGCCCGUCAGAGACUGAAAGGCAUGAAGGAUGACAAGGAGGAAGAGGAGGACGGUACCGGCUCUCCACAGCUCAACAACAGAUAGACGGGCCGGCCCUGCCUCCACGCGGCUCCAGCUCCACUCUCAUGCACUCGGAUGCUUAUUCGUCUUCUUCCCAUUCUGGUUUCUCCUCCCCUUUGUUCUUCCAGUUUCUACCAGGGGACCCCCGUGGCCUUCCGGAUCACGGUGAUGAACCUCUGGGCUCAGGAUUGACCCCAAGUCACCAUGCCAACAGGACCACAGCGCUCCGGCUCUACCCCGUCUCUGCCGUCACCUCCCCACUCCCCUUCUUUUCAUGCUGUCUCCCAGAAAAGCUUCCAGGGCUCUGGCCUUGGAACUGGACUUGAGAUGGGGAGCAGACAGGGGAGGACGGGGCAUGCGUGUGGUGGGCAUGAGGGCUUGGAGGGGUGGGGAUGAGGGCUCAAGACACAAGGGAAGAUGUCCACGGUCCCAGGCGGUUAACACGGUUCUGGCAGCUAAAAGAUGACACAUUGAAGGCCACCUCCUUCUGGCUGGGAGGGGCAGAACUGUGGACAGAUUCUCAAUGCCUUUUUGAAGUUCUGACCCACCAAAGACCUUCCACCUUCACCCUCCUUCCCACCCGAUGUCCCCCUGUGUCUGAUAGUGACAUUGGUGAAAGUUCGUAGACCCCAGGAGUACAGAAAAGCAACUGGACUGACUCCUACCAGCAGCUACCUAGACCGAGGCAAGCUGCGUGGACUCGCCCAAGUCUAUUUCAGUACUUUCA
Molecule: messenger RNA, 2645 nt
Organism: Sapajus apella (tufted capuchin)
Lineage: Eukaryota; Metazoa; Chordata; Mammalia; Primates; Cebidae
Gene: ARRB1
Product: arrestin beta 1
Exons: 16
Coding region: 701-1942 (413 amino acids)
Biological process (GO): signal transduction; G protein-coupled receptor internalization; visual perception
Molecular function (GO): G protein-coupled receptor binding
Source: RefSeq, a predicted model, not a curated record